AUGGCGUCAACACCAGCAAUGAUUCGUCUCUUUCUCCUCUUUCUUCUCACGGUUUCCCUCCCAAUCUUCUCCGAUGCCCGCCCCUGCAAAUCCCUCUUUGUUUCCUUUUCCGUUCACCGCCACCCAACCCUUGAUUCCCGCGAUCCCUUCUCCGAGAUGGCCAUUAUCGUCGACAUCACCGAGUUGAAAUCCGCCGCAGCUUCUUCUUCUUCUUCCGAUUCCCUUUUCCGCCCCUUCGGUGACGACCUCCUCCGCUUGGAUCUCCCUCGCGAUAGAGCUUUUGUAGCUUCCCAACCCCACUCGCUUCAAGAACUCCCUUUGGGCCUCUCUUAUGACUUCAGCUCCCUUCGUGAUCGUACCAAGGAUAUCCUCAGCGUUGUUGUUGCUUUGCUCUUCGGCGUUGGCUGUGGCGCUCUCAUUGCUGCCACCAUGUAUUUGGCCUACUCGUUGUGCUCCAGCCAAUUUAGUCAUCGCUCUUCUGUGUAUGAUGACUUAUGGGAGGAGGGUGAUUUCAGUGAUGAUAACAAGGAGAAUAUUAAGAAGAUGGGCUACGUCAAGAUCCCCGAGGACGUUGCGCCGGUUAAAUCAGUGGUGUAA
This is a messenger RNA of Cucurbita maxima (winter squash), 597 nucleotides long. RefSeq lists its product as uncharacterized. The coding region runs from base 1 to 597 and encodes 198 amino acids. The record is from RefSeq and is a predicted model, not a curated record. The transcript has a single exon. NCBI's taxonomy places the organism in Eukaryota, Viridiplantae, Streptophyta, Magnoliopsida, Cucurbitales, Cucurbitaceae.